This is a messenger RNA of Tetrahymena thermophila SB210, 315 nucleotides long. RefSeq lists its product as hypothetical. The record is from RefSeq and is a predicted model, not a curated record. The transcript has a single exon. NCBI's taxonomy places the organism in Eukaryota, Ciliophora, Oligohymenophorea, Hymenostomatida, Tetrahymenidae.
AUGCAAAGAUUAGCAAAGUAUUAUUCAGUAUUUCUAAGAAAAAAACCUAUGGACUCCAUACAUAUAAUAGAAGGUGAAAACUACAAGUCAAAAGAUAAUCCCAUAAUUAAAUUUAAAGAAUAAAAACUAUUCCUUAAGAAAUUCUACUUAAGUUAGCGAUACAAGCGUAAACUAGAGUUAAGAAAAGUGGCUAAAAUCUUCUUAAAACUACUACUUUAGUAAAUUCUAAUAAGAUCAUGUGAUAAAUCCAAACGCUGUUUCUACUUAAUUCAGUAACAGUUCUACAUAAAAAGAUGCUACCUCUCGCAUUUAUGA